Molecule: messenger RNA, 307 nt
Organism: Staurois parvus
Lineage: Eukaryota; Metazoa; Chordata; Amphibia; Anura; Ranidae
Source: the annotation of a GenBank genome assembly
CGGACUGACAACUCAUGGGGCCCCCAGGCAAUAGGGGAUCAUGGGGCCCCUGUGUCCUUGCCCAAACUCAAAAAAGCCUAUGAAAAAGGUACCAGGGGCAUCUCAUGGGACCCCCUACUGACCCCGGGCCCUUGGGCAGUGCCCGAGUUUCUAAAUGGUCAGUCCACCCCUGGAACCUGCUUAUUUGCCUCAACUCACCAUGUAGCAAUGCAUAAGUUGCCACGUGUCUAAAUCAUGGCACAGUAAAGCGAGUUAUGAAUGUUGUUGUGCAAUGAUGCCAUUCAUUCUAAAUGGCACCCCAACACAC